Messenger RNA from Quercus lobata, 845 nucleotides. RefSeq lists its product as uncharacterized. The transcript has 5 exons. The record is from RefSeq and is a predicted model, not a curated record. Lineage: Eukaryota; Viridiplantae; Streptophyta; Magnoliopsida; Fagales; Fagaceae. The coding region runs from base 1 to 822 and encodes 273 amino acids.
AUGACGAGCAAUCUGGCUGCAUUUGUCUCAUCCUCGCCGUACCAAGGCAAAAGUGUCGUCUUCACCGGUGACCACACCCCACUCUCUAUUUCAGACAUUGGUACGAUCUCUUUAUCAUCUCGUUCUGGCAAUGUUCCUCAUCUCAAUGAUGCUAUGUUGCUUCCUAAACUUCUUCAUAACAAAGAGCUUCCUGAUCUUAGGCAACUAAGGGCUUUUAGAGGUCUUCUUGUUAUACAUUAUACACAUUAUACAGAAGGGUGGGUUGGUUAUAUACUCUUAUGCGCGUUCCUUCUUCGAACCUUUUGGUAUGUAUUGCCCCCUAACUAUAGAUCAGAUCCACCAGACGAGAAACUCAAUUCCGCACUGCUGCUGAGUCGUCGGACUUAUCCACCAAGGGAUUCGUGGAAUUUCUCGCCCCCUUUUGGGUAUGCAGGUACUAAGAGUCCUCUCACUACCAACCAGCAGACAUCAUCUGGCUGGGUCUUGCCGGGGAGAUCGGAGCAACAGGGAACGCCUAGACGACGUUUUUAUUCUUGGGCUGCUGUAAGUAGAUCGAGAGGUCGUUCCGCCCCUUGUCCCCGAAUUUGGGUAAUACGUUCUAAAAAAAUAUUGCUCCAAUCUGACCUAGCUGGCGAGCGAUCCCAGUUCGCGGCAGAGAACAAGACAGCAAGCGAGCGUACCUUUGUUCGCUUCUUCUCCACCAAGCACGGAAGUUUAAGGAUAACUGUAGGUCGGUGGCUACCUAAGGAAACUCCGAUUCGAUCCGCCCCCCGGCCGGGAGGCAUCUAUCUCAUCCCGAUCACAAGGAGAGGUUCACCAUGAUGGGGGUACUUCUUUUUUUUUCC